CGUGCGCCUCCGCAGCCUCCAAGCCCGGGCGCUGUCCGCUGGGUGCGUCCGCUGCCCGAGCCCCCGCGCUGUCCCCUGCGCACGUCCUGCGCUUCCCAGUGCCGCCAUGCUCCUGCUGCUGGGGUUGUGCUUGGGGCUGCCCCUCUGCGCGGUGUCGCUGGAAGAGGCGAAGAGCUGGGGUGACACUUCGGAGCGAGUUGGACUCAGGGUCCCGAGGCAAGUCCGGCUGCUGCAAAGGCUGAAAACCAAACCCUUGAUGACAGAAUUCUCAGUGAAGUCUACCAUUAUUUCUCGCUAUGCCUUCACUACGGUUUCCUGCAGAAUGCUGAAUCGAGCAUCUGAGGACCAGGAAGUUGAGUUCCUGAUGCAGAUUCCAGCCGCAGCUUUCAUCACCAACUUCACUAUGCUUAUUGGUGACAAGGUGUAUCAGGGAGAAAUUACAGAGCGAGAAAAGAAAAAUGGUGAUAAGAUAAAAGAGAAAAGGAAUAAAACAGAAGAUAAUGGGGAGAGGGGGACUGAGACGUUCAGAGCCUCCUUGGUGAUUCCCAGCAAGGAGAAAGCUGUCUUCCUCCUCAGUUAUGAAGAGCUCUUGCAGAGGCGGCUGGGAAAGUAUGAGCACGUCAUCAGCGUGCGACCCCAGCAGCUCGUCGGGAAGCUGACGGUGGAAGUGAAUAUCCUGGAGAGGUCAGGCAUCGCGUCGCUGGAGGUGCUGCCUCUGCUCAACAGCAGACAGAAGGGCAGCGGGAGGGCGGAAGGUGGUGCUAGGUCGCCUCCUUCUACUGUUAUCAACCAAAAUGAAACGUUCGCCAAAGUCUUUUUUAAGCCUAGUGUGAUACAACAAGCCAGGAUUGCCCAGAAUGGCAUUCUGGGAGACUUCAUCAUUCAAUAUGAUGUCAAUAGGGAACAGAGCGUUGGGGACAUCCAGGUUCUAAAUGACUAUUUUGUGCACUACUUUGCUCCCAAAGACCUUCCUCCGUUACCCAAGAAUGUGGUAUUUGUGCUUGACACCAGUGCCUCCAUGGUAGGAACCAAACUCCGGCAGACCAAGGAUGCCCUCUUCACAAUUCUCCAUGACCUCCGACCCCAGGAUCACUUCAGUAUCAUUGGAUUUUCCAACCGAAUCAAAGUGUGGCAGGACCACUUGGUGUCAGUUACUCCAGACAAUAUCAGAGAUGCCAAAGUCUAUAUUCACCACAUGUCGCCCACCGGAGGUACAGACAUCAACGGGGCCCUGCAGAGGGCCAUCAGGCUUCUCAACAACUAUGUGGCCCACAAUGACAUUGAGGACCGCAGCGUGUCCCUCAUCAUCUUCCUGACGGACGGGAAACCCACUGUUGGGGAGACCCAUACCCUCACGAUCCUCAACAACACCAAGGAGGCCGCCCGAGGCCAAGUCUGCAUCUUCACCAUCGGCAUCGGGAAUGACGUGGACUUCAAGCUGCUGGAGAAACUGUCGCUGGAGAACUGUGGCCUCACCCGGCGCGUUCAUGAGGAGGAUGACGCGGGCUCACAGCUCAUCGGGUCUGUUGUGUGCCUUCUCGGGACAAGGGGAGGCUGUCAGGGGGUGGAGGGUUGGUGGUUGUCCCCUACCUUCUCUUUUCUAGGACCUGCUCUCAAGAAACCUUACAACCCAAGAAUUAAAAUCUCCAAGACAUCAGCGGAUGGAGACCCCCAUUUUGUUGUGGAUUUCCCCUUGAACAAGCUCACUGUCUGCUUCAACAUUGAUGGGCAGCCAGGGGACAUCCUAAGGCUGGUCUCUGAUCAUGUGGACUCCGGUGUGACGGUGAACGGAGAGUUAAUCGGGGCCCCGGCUCCCCCCAAUGGCCACAAGAAACAGCGCACUUACUUCCGCACCAUCACCAUCCUGGUCAACAAGCCUGAGAGGUCGUACCUGGAGGUCACACCGCGCAGAGUCAUCCUGGAUGGAGGGGACAGGCUGGUCCUCCCUUGCAACCAGAGCGUGGUGGUGGGCAGUCGGGGGCUGGAAGUGUCGGUGUCCGCCAACGCCAACAUCACCGUCACCAUCCAGGGCACCGUGGCCUUUGUUAUCCUCAUUCACCUCUACAAGAAGCCGGCCCCCUACCAGCGAGACCACCUGGGUUUCUACAUCUCCAACAGCAAAGGCCUUUCUGGCAACUGCCAUGGACUGUUAGGUCAGUUCCUGAACCAGGAUGCCAGACUCACAGCGGAGCCAGCCGGGCUCAGCAAGAACGCUACUCGUCUUCCACUCUCCAUGACAGGCGAGGGGUCUGAGGCCGUCCUGAAAGUGAAAGGGCACCAGGUCCCGGUGGUCUGGAAACAGAGGAAAAUCUACAACGGGGAGGCGCAGAUAGACUGCUGGUUUGCCAGGAAUGCCGCCCAGCUGCUCGACGGCGAGUACAAGGAUUACCUGGCAGCCCAUCCUUUUGACUCAGAGACUACGUUCGGCCUGGGACUAUCCAGGGGACUCUGACACUAGCAGCCUUAAUGUAAGAGUGCAUGACAAGGAAAUGGCCUAUGGGGACACUGUGGUGUGGUUCUUGUCCCUGGCACGUGCCUUCUCUCUUGGCAGUUGGCUGCAACCCGUGGCCUGCCCCUGGUGGCCUGUAGGUCUGACAUCCUUGAGCAAAGGGUAAGGUCAGGAAGCUGGAGCGAGAUGUUAUUUCCUCCGCUUCCUCCUCCUAUGUCCCCCUCCUUAUGUACAAUAGAGAAAGCUGGUAGCACCAAGGUGGAGAAGGGCAUAGUUAAAAGCAAGAAGUCUGUGUCUUGUACCAACUGGCUUGUCAGUCUCAUGCCUACCAUAAAGUAACUCUGAUGAAGGACGGUUGCUGCAAAGUUUGUUUUCUCUGUGGAAAUGGCCACAUUUGGGCACACUGCUUUUCGCCUUGUAAAUGCUUAGGAACCUGUCCUCUUAGUACUGCUGCGACCUCCAGAAGUGUGGCCAGCCUCUGCUUCAGGUGACCUUCUCAUGGAGUCCAGGCCACGAGUCAUGCAAAUAGCACAUAGAUUUAAUCACUGUAAAUCACUAAGUCUUUUCUUGGGAGAGGACUUUCUUCGGCUGUGAUAGCUUGCCCUUGAAAAUUAGUUUCCAUUUUUAUGUUUUAAAAUAAUUGAGUGAAAAUAGAAAAUCUAUAUCCCAGCUCCCCUUGUCCUUCCAAUGGGCUUUGUAAACCACUUGACUUUGCCAAUGGAUAGUCUCUUAUUUAUUCCAGUAAGCUAAGUGCUUUUAAUAAACAGGACAACCCCA
This is a messenger RNA of Hipposideros armiger (great roundleaf bat), 3226 nucleotides long. It is a transcript of the gene ITIH5, whose product is annotated as inter-alpha-trypsin inhibitor heavy chain 5. Lineage: Eukaryota; Metazoa; Chordata; Mammalia; Chiroptera; Hipposideridae. Gene Ontology annotation, biological process: hyaluronan metabolic process. The coding region runs from base 107 to 2452 and encodes 781 amino acids. The record is from RefSeq and is a predicted model, not a curated record. The transcript has 13 exons. Gene Ontology annotation, molecular function: serine-type endopeptidase inhibitor activity.